GUGAGAAAACUGUCGACGGCAAGCACCCACAGCGCCAAAAUUCAAAAAGGGCUUCGGCUUGCACAAAGCCGGGCGACACACCAGCUGCUUCUGAACAAACGACGAAACGCUCAACACCAGAGUUAUUCUAGUAAUAUGAAGAAUUUAUGUGACCACCAAGGGACAGUGACUGCACGACCAUGAGAAGGAGCCCGAGGAGACCACUCAUCCUCAAACGAAGAAAGCUUCCCUUUCAGCAAAAUGACCCACCACCAACGAAGCUGCCAAAUCUGUCUGAUGCCCCAGACUCUCAAGAUGUGCAGAAACCUGCCGCCACCCAGACCGUGCCUGACGGAGUUUACGUCAUGGAUCACCCUACGAUGUCUGACACACAAGUAGUUGUCGUUCCCAAGGAGGCAGAUCUCCAAAGUGUCAUCAGUUUUCUGACCGCCAUGGGAAAAGAGAGUGGCACUCAGGGCCCAAACAAGUUCAUCCUUUUGAAUGGAAGUGGGGACCAAGACAUUGGAACUAUUUGUCAACCAGUGGCAGAUGAUCAUGCCAGCACUUCGACUAGUUCAGCAGAGCAGCAAGUUAAAGAAGAAUUAAACACACAGCAGGUUCCCACUCCAGACGACAGCCUAACCAACAUUCAAUGGCUGGGAAAAGUGAGCUCAUGUGCGAGUGAAACGGAGCCUGCAGUGCGACAGGAAAACAGCGAGAAUCAGUCAGAGGCUAUUCAGAUGCAAAAGAAGCAAACGGGAUCAAAAGUCAAUGAGAAGAACGCGACGUCUGUGCGACCACCGUAUUCCUACAUGGCUAUGAUCCAGUUUGCUAUAAACAGCCACAGACAGAAACGCAUGACUCUGAAGGAGAUCUACACUUGGAUCGAGGACCAUUUCCCGUACUUCAGAGAGGUUGCCAAGCCUGGCUGGAAGAAUUCCAUACGGCAUAACCUAUCCCUCCAUGAUAUGUUCAUCCGAGAGACGUCACCAGAUGGGAAGGUUUCUUUUUGGACCAUCAAACCUGAAGCCAACCGGUGCCUCACGCUGGAUCAGGCAUUUAAGCCUGGUUGUGACCCUAUAACAACUCCUGUCCCUGUGUCAAUGCUUUUAUUACCACAACAACAAAAGAAGAUGAUCCCUGAUCUGAGGAAAACACCAAUCGGAUGCGAGAGGAAGAUAAAACCUCUGCUUCCCAGAACCAGCUACUUGGUGCCGAUCCAGAUCCCCGUCCCUUCCGUCUACCUCCCUCCCUGCCCCUCAGCCCAGGUUGCUCCUUCCUGCCCAGAUCAGAGACAGAACACUCUGAGAGGAGGGAAGAGAGUUCGAAUUGCUCCCAAGGUCGCUCUCGGUGAUGCCUCCAACUGGACUGUGUUUCCCCACAGUCAAGAAACAAAGGUGGAGCUUGAAGAGCAGCCGGUCUACAGUCCAGAUCUCAGCAGGACUCCUCGAUCCCUCCCAAGAAGACAAGCCAGCAGCUCUCGACGCAAACAGUGCCUGCUUCACUCUCUGCAAGAGGAGCCCGUCCUCAUCUGCCCGGACAGCACCUUCCUGGACUCGGGUCUGGCUUCUGACCUGUCCACGCUCCAUGAGAAGAAAGAGGUAGCCGCGGAUGAGCAGCUCAGCCCAGACCACGAGUACUCCUUCAAGACCCCCAUCAAAAGCAGCAGUCAGGUGAACUCAUCCACCCCGAGCAAGACCCCAUCUGGAGUUCUCCCUGAGCCCUGGAAGGUGACCCCAUUAAGCAAAGGGGGCCAGAGCAUCCUAGACUUCAGCCCCAUCCGCACACCUGGCGGUCCAGCAGUCACGCCCUCCCAUGACUACACCACCUUCAGUUUGAACAGCACCCCCUUCAAAGACUUGGCACUGUUCGGAUCACCGAGAGAGAUGCAGAGCUCGGCUCUGGCCCGAGAGUCUCCUGUCCGAUUCCCUCAGGGCAGCUGCUCAAGAGAACUGCUGCAGCCCGCGGGAUCCACUCAGGCCAAUCGCUCCGUCACAGAGGGGCUGGUCCUGGAUACCUUGAACGACAGCCUGAGUAAGAUUCUGGUGGACAUUAGCUUCACUGGUCUGGAAGACGAAGAUCUGGGGAUGGCGAACAUCAGCUGGUCCUUCCUCAACUGACUUAUAAGUGAUGUCGACAUGAUCAUUUUGAAGCGCAACCGACUCUUGGACGACGAAAAGCAUCACUUGAAAAUGUUAUUAAACGGGACAGGAGAGGCAAUUCCGUUGAAUCUAAAUUUAACAUUGGGUGAGCUCUCUUGCGCCCCCUGGUGGCGUCAGUUGGUACACAUUUGGAACGAGCACACUGCCAUUCUAGCACAAAUAUUUGAUCACAAGUAUCAUGUUACUGCAUAUUAUCCGCCGGUUCCACACAUAUUGACUUCCUGCUUGCAGUAAACUACACAUACGACUGUGUCAGGGGUCAGGGGUGUCAAACCGGUCCUCGAAGGGCCACAGUAGGUGCAGGGUUUUGCUCCAGCUGGUCAAGAGGACACCAUCUCACCCAUCAGGUGCUUGAAGGCUGUGAUCAGUUUGGUGCUGUUUGCUUCAGCUGACGCCUGAUUGGUUAACCUACAUGUGCUUGCAGGGUGGGAACAAAACCCUGCAGCCACUGCGGCGCUUCUGUGGAUCAGUUUGAGACCCCUGCUUUAGGUAAAUGUUCAUAAUCUAAUAUCUUACUCCCGUGUCACUUUUCUCUCUUGUCUUUUGGUGCUUUUCUCCCAUUCCUGUCUCUGCUUUAAACGGCGGAUUGGAGGUGAAAAGUACGUUGAUUUGCACAUUUCUUGAAUAUAUAUAUCGUAGCUUUUCGACCUUUUUUAAACGUCGAUACAGAAUACGCAUGGCCUGUCGAGGGACGUUUAGAUGAUGGUGCAGGUUUAGCAAUAGAGUAGCACUAACCGCAGUAGGAUUGUUCAUGUGUGAACGGUUGAACCUGAUGUCGAGAAUUAAGUCGUUUGGUGUGCAUGUGUUCUAAUAAAUGUCUUGUGCCUCCGUCAAAAAUACCAGGACAAUUCAGUGUUCGGGAGGAGCGUUCAGCUGAGAGCCUUUUUCUUUCUGUCACUUCCGCAUGUGACCACGGCGCUCAAAAUUAAUUUAUGUGUUUCGCGAUAAAAUGAACUUACAAUAUACAUUUUUCAGUGUUUACACAGAGAUUAAUGCUUCAUCGAAGCACACGCACUGCUCUGCUGGAUUUGAAGCAAAAGAUUCUAAACCACAUCUGAAGCUCUAGCGGACGCACGACCCCGUGAUGGGGUUGUUUGACCGACAUCCAAACAUCAGGACGGCCCUUUCUUACAAAAAAAACAUUACAGAUUUGACCAUGGCUGCGGUGGAACUGGGGCUUUGGUGUUCAAAAUGUCAUCAUUACCUGUCAAGACGUUCCCGAUUCACUUCUAAUUCAUCACCAUUGCUUUUAAUAUCUGUCAGAAAUGUGUUUUCAGAUUAAUUUUGUGUAUUAUUUUAUAUUCUGAAAUGUUCAUGCGAGUAUGAAAAAGAAGACAAGCCUUUUAUUGAUCGGUUUAAUACACACAACAAAUACUUGUUAAAUGUAAAACAGGUCUUGUACUCCAAAAUGAUUUUAUUUAUAAUGACAGUCAAAAGAAAAUGAAAUACAUUUUUUUCCCCUACAUUUACAAUCUUCAGUGCUUCAGUAAGUCUUGACCUCCUGUUGGACCACUUCGAGAAGGAUCUGCAGCUGUCUGUUGCAGUAG
Synchiropus splendidus (mandarinfish) is the source of this 3688-nucleotide messenger RNA. It is a transcript of the gene foxm1, whose product is annotated as forkhead box M1. NCBI's taxonomy places the organism in Eukaryota, Metazoa, Chordata, Actinopteri, Syngnathiformes, Callionymidae. Bases 180 to 2099 code for a protein of 639 amino acids. The transcript has 9 exons. The record is from RefSeq and is a predicted model, not a curated record. Gene Ontology annotation, molecular function: DNA-binding transcription factor activity; sequence-specific DNA binding. Gene Ontology annotation, biological process: G2/M transition of mitotic cell cycle; regulation of DNA-templated transcription.